Drosophila subpulchrella is the source of this 638-nucleotide messenger RNA. Its product is annotated as transmembrane protein 14 homolog. Gene Ontology annotation, cellular component: mitochondrial membrane. The record is from RefSeq and is a predicted model, not a curated record. Gene Ontology annotation, biological process: regulation of heme biosynthetic process. The coding region runs from base 85 to 423 and encodes 112 amino acids. Lineage: Eukaryota; Metazoa; Arthropoda; Insecta; Diptera; Drosophilidae. The transcript has 2 exons.
CUAUAACGAAAGGGUCAUAUUAUACCUAUGUAAAUUUGCCAUCAAAACAAAGGUUACCAGGUAAUUCAAGGAGAAUAUAAUAAAAUGCCGGUGGAUUGGUUUGGUUAUGUCUACGCUGCCACGGUGGCCGCUGGUGGAGUUAUGGGAUUCGCCAAGGCGGGUUCCAUACCCUCCUUGGGUGCCGGUCUGGCCUUUGGAGCCCUACUCGGCUAUGGGGCUCACUUGAACUCCCAGGAAACGCCACGCCCCCUGCUCCAACUGGGCACCUCCCUGUUCUUGGCCGGAUUAAUGGGCGCCCGGUGGAAUCGUUCCGGGAAACUAAUGCCCGCCGGCGUGGUCUGCAUGCUCUCCGUUGCCGCUUUGGUUAAGAAUGUGGCCACCUACAAUCGCUACCUUUUGCCCUCCCCCACAAAGGGUGCCUAAAUGGAUGUCGAUGCCAUAGACCCCAAAAUGCUGGACUUGCCAGGAGAUUUUUUACCUUACUUUUCAUUUACAUACACAUGUUAAUUGCUGUAUUGAUUAAGUUAUGUACUUUUUGGUGAUUGGACUUUUCGUAUAGCGCUGUGUCACUUUCUAAGCUAGCGAUAAGAAAAACUGUACUUGUUGGCUGCAAAUAAAUUGUAUCAUCUAUGCUUUUA